AGGUGGCUGGAUGCUGCUGCAGCCGCCGUCGUCCAGACGCUUGCGCACAGGCAAAAAGGCUCGGGUCACGCCCACGUUGUGAAAGUGGAAGCCUUCGACGUAGACAACACACCCAUCAAGCCGGCGUCUGGCGGCGGCUUCGCCAAAGACGACACGGCCGACUGGAAGUGGGUGCACCAAAAUGUAUGAGGCUGCAUGCAGCAUGUCCACGCGCAGGGUUUUCUCGUCGUGUUGUUCAGCAAUCAGGUGGAGAUCGGAAAGGGGCCGAGCUGGAAUGCGGAGAAGGCAGAUGCUGUGAUGGACAAGAUUGUGCAACUGAGCAGUGCAGCCGGUGUACCGCUCUGCGCGUCUGUGGCGACACGGGAGAACGUUUGGCGGAAGCCCAGCCCACAAAUGUGGGUGCUGUUGGAGGAGCGAAUUCAGAAAUGUGUGCGAGCUGCCUGUGUUGAUGCCACCGCUCUAUCCACUGUUGACUGCGCCGCGUACUCCUUUUACAUUGGCGACUCGGCGGUUUGUUCUGCAGUCCCGCUUGCAGCCCGCAAGGAGGGCUUCAGCUGCUCGGGCUGUCAGUUCGAGCUCAACGUGCAACUGCCCUUCUUGACGCCGGCACAGUUUCUCCUCGCCCCAGCAGGAGCCCUUUUCCAGACAGAUGCCUUGUGCAGCCGUGGCGGGCCGCUCUUGUCAGAGCUGCCGUCUCCAUCAUCAUCCAUGCGCCUGAGUGAUGCACUGCUGCGUCUGACGCGCGCCUCGCCAGCGUCGUUCGAGGCAUUCUCGUGGGGCGACGUGAGCCCAGCGGAGAGCAGCAGCUUCCGUGGCAGUACACGGGACUGUCAGCGCGCGUUAUCACGCCGACGGCGCUGGACAUCGUCGAGCUGCCCUGCCGUGCCGCCUCUUUUCGCCUGCCCUGAUAUGCAGGAGAUGAUCCUCCUUGUGGGCUACUCAGGCUAUGGCAAGUCCCCCUUCUACCACCGUCACCUGCGACCGUACGGGUACCGUCACAUCAGCCGUGACAAGAUGUUGACACGCGAGAGGUGCUUAAAGGAAGCCAGUGAGUACUGGGCCCGCGGACACAGCGUUGCGGUCGACAAGAAUCCCACAGUGGCAGACCAGCAGGCGUUCAUCGAUAUUGUGCGGCGUGUGUCGUCAGCGAAGAGGAAGAGGGGCACCACUGCGAGUGAUGGCGGAGGUGGGGGAGCAACGCCAUCGCCAAUGCUGGCUCGCAUUUUCAUGCUGAUGCACUCGCGCCGGUUGGCUAAUCAUAUGAACUAUGUGCGAGUGCAGGUGAAGGGAGCUCCUCACGUACCCUCGAUUGCGUACAACGUCUCUCAGUCGCCAUUGGAG
Messenger RNA from Leishmania braziliensis MHOM/BR/75/M2904, 1341 nucleotides. Lineage: Eukaryota; Euglenozoa; Kinetoplastea; Trypanosomatida; Trypanosomatidae. The record is from the annotation of a RefSeq genome assembly.